Messenger RNA from Mytilus californianus (California mussel), 2127 nucleotides. Its product is annotated as histamine H2 receptor-like. NCBI's taxonomy places the organism in Eukaryota, Metazoa, Mollusca, Bivalvia, Mytilida, Mytilidae. Gene Ontology annotation, cellular component: membrane. The record is from RefSeq and is a predicted model, not a curated record. The transcript is spliced from 4 exons. Gene Ontology annotation, molecular function: G protein-coupled receptor activity. Bases 648 to 1685 code for a protein of 345 amino acids. Gene Ontology annotation, biological process: G protein-coupled receptor signaling pathway.
UAUUGCUAUUGAUCCUUCUUAAAGUGAAAUAAUAGUUUCCGACCUAGUUUGCUAUAAAGUUUUAUCAAAUAUUUUGUCACAAUAUAUAACCAAAAAUUAUCAAAUAUUCCACAAAUCUCAUCAAAAGAGGUAGCUCACACAUUAUAACUGACAUAUCCACUUCAGUGUUGGUGCUGUAUUAUCGAUUACACAAAAUAUGUUGCGUAAUUAUCUAAUUUUGGUAUCUAUUUAUGUAAUUAUUGUAUAAUAAUAAGAAUCUUUGUUAAUUUAUUACAAAAUAUUGUGCCAAUUAUUGAUAGCAUAUCACAGAUAAAAUUCUUCACGAGUUAGCAAAAUCAUGAAAAUAUGAUAAAACAUUUAAUUGAAGUGUUUUCUUUGAAUGUUUCAUUUUCUGGGAGGAUGCAAAUACUGAUAAAAAUACGUCAGAGAAGACUCUUAUCAGAUUUCAAAAUUUAACAUGAUAUAAAUGGUCGAAUGGAAAAAUGUAAACAUAUAACAGAUGUAUAGAAGGUUACUGAUGAAAGACAUGCGAUUUUCAACAAACCAUUUCCUAUACCUAAUUUAACAUACCAGCCGCCUAUGUGUCUAAUUGAAGUUUACAUAGGGGGACUUUUGUGAAGUUAUUAUUUUAACCAUUCUACAAGAAAAUGACGUCGAAUGCCUCAGUCUUAAUCAGUAAUUAUACGGAUUAUUUUGGACCAUUUCAGACUGGAUUAUUUGGAACUUGGUUAAUCAUCAUAAUAAUGGCUUCAAUAAUAGGGAAUGUGAUGGUUAUAAUUGUUAUACUGCGAGACAGUAACAUGAGAGCAGCUAAGAAUGGCACCAAUUUAUUCUUAUUCAACCUAGCUAUUUCUGAUAUGAUGGUCGGAAUUUGCAUGGCACCGGUGUCUUUGAAUACACUUAUUUACGAAAAAUGGCAAUUUCCACAAUGGUUUUGUAGUAUAAAUAGUUUUCUAAAUUCUGUAUUUUUGUCGUUAUCCAUUCAUACUCUAAUGUAUAUUAGCAUACACAAAUAUUUCUCAUUAAAAAGACACUCAAAUGGAGACCGAACAUUUAUUUCUCGAAAAAUUUGUGUAUUAAUGAUAGUUGCAGCUUGGUUGUGGGGGGUCAUGUUAGGUGUCGCUGCAGUAUCUGGACUAAGUAAAGCAGUCUAUAGGCAAAAGAAACUUCAAUGUGGUCCGAUGUACCCACAUUUUAACAUACCAAAAGAUUCUAUUCUGUUCUUCACUAAUUUUACAAUAAAUAUCUUGCUACCAAUUGUGAUCAUGGGAAUUACAUACAGAAAAAUAUUUACAAUUCUCCAUCAAUCUGUUGUGUUCCGACGGAAUUCCGCCAACAGUACAGAUGACAUUUUUUCCGAUGACAAACGUGUAACCAUCACGCUGGUUCUUGUGCUUGGUGUAUUCAUUGUGUGCUGGUUACCUUAUGUUGUCUACAUUUUCUUGGCUCUAAUGUUAGAGGACAAAAAUGAUAUUCCAUCAUACAUAAAUCCGUUGGCUUACUGUUCUGGUUUUACAAACAGUAUAUGUAACCCGGUUAUAUACGCCUUCCGAUUUAAAGACUUCAGAAAAGGAUACAAGCAAAUUUUACAAAGGUCGUCCUGUACUGGUACCAAAGAUUUAAGAAUGAUUGAACUUAGGGAAUCUAGAAGACCCUCACGGAACUGGAUAUGUGUAGAAACGUAACUGCCAUAAAAGAAUAAAAUUGAAGACUAAAUGAACAUAUUCUGUAAUUUUCUUUACAAUUUUAAAUGUAAUAGAAAAAAGAUACAGUUAUUUUUUAGAAACUUGAAUACGGUUUUAUUCAAAUUUUCUAUCGCUUGUUCAAUAUAAACAGAUGGAGACAAACCAUUACCAUAAACCACAAAUUCAUUCACUCUUGUAAAAUAAACAUACUCAAAUUAUAAUUAUUUAGAAAUUAGUAUACAUGUAUCAUUAUUAACGAAUGUUAGUCAACAUUAUAAGAAAUUGUAAGUUACUGGCUGUACUAUUUAACUACAGCACCACAAAUAAAAAAUAUUCGUAGCCAACAUUAUUUAUCUCAUAAUGACUGAAAUAUUUGAUGUAUAAUCAGUGAUAUAAUAAACAUCUGUAACUUAUUGUGAUGAGUAAUACAUGUUAUCAAGCA